GGGGAAUCGCGUAAUGGCGGACGCGGGCCGGUUGAGCACGGCUGGGGGCGUAGCGCACUGAGGGGCGUCCCGCAGUGUGGCAGCCGGCUAGGCGGCCCGCGGUAACAGACCCCAGGCGGGAAAGAGCGACCAGCCGCCUGUCUGUCGCUGAGGGCGACUGCGCAAGACCAGGUUGUUUUUCAUCAUUCAGAACAUUGCCUGAAGCAGGUCCACCAUGCCGUUAGUAACGAGGAACAUCGAGCCAAGGCACCUGUGCCGUCAGACGUUGCCUAGUGUUAGAAGCGAGCUGGAAUGCGUGACCAACAUCACCCUGGCAAAUAUCAUCCGACAGCUGGGCAACCUGAGUAAAUAUGCAGAGGACAUUUUUGGAGAGCUCUUUACUCAGGCAAAUACCUUUGCCUUUCGGGUAAGCUCCCUUGCUGAGAGGGUUGACCGCCUACAAGUUAAAGUCACUCAGCUGGAUCCCAAGGAAGAAGAAGUGUCACUACAAGGAAUCAACUCCCGAAAGGCCUUCAGAAGCUCUACCAUUCAAGAUCAGAAGCUUUUUGACAGAAACUCUCUCCCUGUACCUGUCUUGGAAACAUACAACACCUGUGAUACUCCUCCACCUCUCAACAAUCUUACCCCUUACAGGGAUGAUGGGAAAGAGGCACUCAAAUUCUACACAGACCCUUCGUACUUCUUUGAUCUUUGGAAGGAGAAGAUGCUGCAGGACACCAAGGAUAUCAUGAAAGAGAAGAGAAAGCAUAGGAAAGAAAAGAAAGAUAAUCCAAAUCGAGGGAAUAUAAACCCACGUAAAAUCAAGACACGUAAGGAAGAGUGGGAAAAAAUGAAGAUGGGACAAGAAUUUGUGGAAUCCAAAGAAAAGCUAGGGCCUUCUGGGUAUCCACCCUCAGUGUACCAAAAUGGCAGCAUUGGCUCUCUUGAAAAUAUGGAUGCAAGCAACUGCCCACCACCACCACAGUCGGACUCCACUUCUCUGCCUUCUUCCUUCUCUGAGGAGAGCUUACCACCGCCACCAGCAGAAUUCAGCUACCCAGCAGACAACCAAAGAGCAUCUGGCUUAGCUGGACCCAAAAGAUCCAGUGUGGUCAGCCCAAGCCAUCCACCACCAGCUCCUCCUCUGGGUUUUCUACCGGGCCUCAAAUCCACCUGUGCUCCACCCUCUGCCCCUCCGCCUCCACCUCCAAUGAUAAACGUCCCUCCGCCACCACCACCUGGAGGAUUUGGAUCCCCAGUGACCCCACCACCACCUUCACCGCCUUCUUUCCCACCUCACCCUGAUUUUGCUGCCCCUCCGCCUCCUCCCCCACCACCGGCAGCUGACUACCCAACUCUGCCACCACUUCCCUUAUCCCAACCAACAGGAGGAGCACCUCCCCCUCCCCCUCCUCCCCCUCCUCCUGGGCCACCUCCUCUCCUAUACAGUGGUGCAGAUGGCCAACCUGCUGCACCACCACCACCACUUUCUGAUACACCAAAGUCCAAGUCGUCCUUGCCUCCCGUGAGCGAUGCCCGCAGCGACUUACUUUCAGCCAUCCGUCAAGGCUUUCAGCUGCGCAGGGUUGAGGAGCAGCAGGAACAGGAGAAGCGGGAUGUCGUGGGCAACGAUGUGGCCACCAUCUUGUCACGUCGCAUUGCUGUUGAGUACAGCGACUCAGAAGAUGACUCCUCUGAGUUUGAUGAGGACGACUGGUCGGAUUAAUUCUUUCUGCCUGCUGCCCACCUCUUUUCUUUCUGUCUGCCUUUUUUUUUAUGCCUACCCCAACAGUCCCAUGGGGGAAAAGGGGGAGGAAAAAUAAUAAUUUCAAGGGGCCAAAGCCUUCCCUGAAGCUACCAAAGAUACAUCCAAGUGCUUCCUCCAAAUCAGCAUGUAUUUCCCACCUCCCACAGCCAGGCCCCAUGGGGCCCCUGAGGGUCAGUAGCGGAGAUACUUCCUCUUCCCUUCAAGUGACUGUUGCAUAUUGAAGACAGGGGAAAACCCCAAAGCUGAUCCAUUUGAGUGGGUUUAAAUUGGAGUUAGUGCCUUUCCCUAGGAGCCAUUUUCCACUGUGGUCUUCUCCCAAAAUCUUUGCCCUCAGCUACUUU
Molossus molossus (Pallas's mastiff bat) is the source of this 2088-nucleotide messenger RNA. It is a transcript of the gene WASF2, whose product is annotated as WASP family member 2. Bases 215 to 1705 code for a protein of 496 amino acids. NCBI's taxonomy places the organism in Eukaryota, Metazoa, Chordata, Mammalia, Chiroptera, Molossidae. The transcript has 9 exons. Gene Ontology annotation, biological process: actin cytoskeleton organization; positive regulation of Arp2/3 complex-mediated actin nucleation. Gene Ontology annotation, molecular function: protein kinase A regulatory subunit binding; actin binding; Arp2/3 complex binding. Gene Ontology annotation, cellular component: SCAR complex; lamellipodium; cytoskeleton. The record is from RefSeq and is a predicted model, not a curated record.